Tachysurus fulvidraco (yellow catfish) is the source of this 1751-nucleotide messenger RNA. RefSeq names its product src-like-adapter. The record is from RefSeq and is a predicted model, not a curated record. Lineage: Eukaryota; Metazoa; Chordata; Actinopteri; Siluriformes; Bagridae. The coding region runs from base 189 to 1034 and encodes 281 amino acids. The transcript is spliced from 7 exons.
AGAAAAGCUUCCCUAUUCUGACAGGCUACAGUCACGGUCUUCUCUUCAAGGCAACUCUUCACUUAGCAGCAGCAGUAAAUGAAUACUAAAAAAAGUAAAUGCACAAUAAAGUCUUUUAUCAAAUGCUGAGUUAAAUUAUUAGUUAUAUGGACAUACUGAACACUCGUAAACGGUAAUUAGUUCGAGUAAUGGGUAAUGUGCAGACAACUCUUAAGUCUAGCGGGGACUUCAUACAAGCUACGACCAUCGACAACCUUCCAUCAAGAGUAAGGGAAAAGGAACCCGCAGUGGUGUUAAAUGAUUAUCCUCCCCCUGAAAUUUGCGAGCCCCUGUUCAGGACAGGAGACUGGCUGAGACUCAUAUCUGAAGAGGGCUACUGGGUGAAGGCUUACUCUCUCCAGACAAGAGUGGAAAACCACAUCCCACGCUGCCAUGUAGCUAAGGUUUACCACAGGUGGUUGUUUGAAGGGGUUGCAAGACAAAAAGCUGAGGAGCUUCUUCAGCUGCCUGGGAACAGAGUCGGUUCUUUCAUGAUCAGAGAGAGCAGAAGGGGUGUGUAUAGCCUAUCUGUGCGCCACAGAUCUAUAAUGCAUUAUCGGAUACUCCGUCUACCAAACAACUGGUAUUUCAUCUCUCCACGCCUAACGUUCCAGUGUCUAGAGGACCUGGUCAACCACUACUCAGACAUAGCAGAUGGUCUGUGUUGUAUACUCACUGGUCCUUGCCUGGCAGCUCCUGACUCAGUACACACAUCUCAGUCUGCUCCUAUAGUAAGAGCUCAUGGCUUGAACUGGACUGGAAUGGACAGAACGGAUCUUGACCAGCAGAACACCACUGCCGUCUCUGCACAAUGCAGAUUGAACAUCAGUGCUGGCGUGCAGGACAGUGUAUCGUCCUAUCUCUUUCUGGCAGGAGUGGAAGAGAAAAAAAGACAUAGCGGGGGGAGAAAAAAGUGGAGAUCUAUCUACUCAUUUCCAAGACAAAAUAUGUACAAUAGAGUCCCAGAGGAAGAGGACCAGGAAGAGGAAUACUAAACAAAAGGGACAAAACAAAAUUAACUAAAAUCUAUACCCCAAAUGGACAAAAGCUAAGGGAUAAGGUUCUUUUCUUUCUUAUAUUAGAAGGACACCUUGCCACAGGUGUAUGAAUGUAGAGAACUGAGCAAGUUAAAUAUUUUUGCUCAAAGUAUUGCACUAUUUUAAUACUGCCUGCUCCUUAAUACCAAAGAUGGACACAGAUUUUUUACUAUUGUACUUUGUCUUUAUACUUGCACAUCAUCCUCUCUUGAUUCAAACAUUUACCAUAAGAAGAACCUGUUGAAACAGAGACGAAGAUGAAGAUGAGGACAGAUGAAGGCUGGCAAUGUCAGCACCAUUUCUGUCUGCUCCCACUGUCACCCUGGUGGGGUCUCCUCCAAAAAGUGCGAUGUUCUCCUGUACCCACUCCAGCACCGCUGCCUGGUCCUGGAGCCCAUAGUUCUCCGAAAAAUUACUGGAACCUGUAAUCAUGUAGCUAAGUGAACUAAAAUGUUGUAAAUGAGUUUUUACAAUCCACAAUCUAGUAAUCUAGAUAUAUAAUAAUGGAUACCAUAUUUAACAGUCACCUCAUAUCUGGCUAUAAAUCAUAUCACACUAAAAUGUGAACCUAAAGCAUAAAAUUCUUUAAAGGAUAGAAAGUUAGUGUUGUCUGGAACAGACUAGCUUCUUACUAAAUAAAUAAUAAAGCUAUAUAAUAAAAACAAUGUGUUUCUA